This is a messenger RNA of Closterium sp. Naga37s-1, 2358 nucleotides long. Lineage: Eukaryota; Viridiplantae; Streptophyta; Zygnematophyceae; Desmidiales; Closteriaceae. The record is from the annotation of a GenBank genome assembly.
AUGAAUCGCGUGCGGUUAAGGCGGGCUGCUCUGUCGUCGUCGCCGCUGCGCACCCACAGAACAGCAGCUUGGAGCGCCGUGACGCUCCUCGCCUUGGCCCUCGUCGCGCUACUGUUUCCCCCCACGACUCUCGCCCAGGAUGACUCCGCGCUCUACUUGGUGCAGCUGCGAUCCGCGCCAUCCGUCUCGGAGUACACGGGCGGCAUCGCGGGGUAUCCCGCCACUGCGGCCGUCGCGCGCUUCUUCAAUGCCGCGGGGCGCCUCUUCCGCCGUCGUCCGCGGAUAAACUUCCGGGGAAACGCUGUUCGCGCGUUCAAGGACUUCCUGAAGCGGCAGCAGGAGCAGGUGGCGCGGGACGUCAACCUCGCGGCCAACAAGCUGCUCUACAGCUACACGCACGUGUCGAACGGCUUCGCGGCGACGCUGACGGCGCAGCAGGCGCACCAGCUGGAGCGCCACCCGGACGUGCUCAGCGUCACGCGCAGCCGCGUCGUGCGCCGCCUCACGACCGCGUCGCCCGCGUUCCUGCAGCUGCCGCCGUCGCUGUGGGCCGCGGCGGGCGGGCAGAGCAGCGCGGGGGAGGGCGUGGUGGUGGGCAUCAUAGACACCGGCAUCUGGCCCGAACACAAGUCCUUCGCUAACGACUCCGCGCACGUGUACGGCAAGGCGCCCUCGCAGUGGACGGGCACGUGCACGGUGACGAGCGACUUCCCCGCGACGACGUGCAACGGCAAGAUCGUGGGCGCGCGCGCGUUCUACUCGGGGUUCAAGCGCGAGAACCGCAACCGCCUCGACUCCUCCCACAACUACGUGUCACCCCGCGACGACGACGGCCACGGCACGUGGUGUGCGGGCGCGGCAGCGGGCAACGGCGGGCUAGUACUGGGCAACAACCUGGGCACGGCGAGCGGCAUGGCGCCGCGUGCGCGCAUAGCAGCGUACAAGGUGUUUUGGAACGACGGGCAGUACGUGUGGGCGACGGACGCGGACAUUGCAGCGGCCAUCAACCAGGCCGUGGCGGACGGAGUGGACGUGCUCUCCCUGUCGCUGGGCGCCGAGGACCCCACCGCCACCUACUUCAACGACCUGCCCUACCUCAACGCCCUCGCCGCGGGUGUGGUGGUGGCGUUUGCAGCGGGCAACGCGGGGGCGCCGUGGCAGUCGGGGGGCAAGUACCGCACGGUGGACAACUUUGCCCCGUGGUACAUCACCGUCGGCGCCAGCUCCAUCAGCCGUGGAUACGCCAUGACAGCCAAAUCCGUGAGCGCGUCGUCCCGCCCGCCCACUUCCACGUCCUCAUCUGCUGCCUCGGAGUCAGCCGCCAAGGAGUCCGCCUCCUCCUCCCAGCGCACCACCGCCACUGAAAACUCUGCACCUGCCGCUGCCACUGCCAAUACCAGCAACAGCAGCAGCAGCAGCAGCAGCAGCAGCAGCAAGGGUAGUGCGGGAGUGGCGACGGUGAAAGAGAGCAUGGAGUCGGUGCGAGCCUUCAUGUCCGGCUCAAUCACUUCGGCCGCUACUCGGUCCACGCCCGAGGCCCCCCUGAUCGCGUCCUUCUCCUCCCGCGGCCCCCUCAUGCAACCCACUGCCAACCCCGCCGCCCCCAAGCCUACCAACGACAUCCUCAAGCCCGACAUAAUUGCGCCGGGUGUGGAGCUGUGGAGUGCAGGCCCGGGGCAGUACUUGGGCGACCCCAACAGCUACUUCUCCGCGCUCUCCGGCACCUCCAUGGCCACACCACACGUGGCGGGCAUUGCAGCACUGCUCGUGCAGCGCUACCCCACGUGGACGCCUGCCAUGGUCAUGUCAGCCAUCAUGACGUCAGCAGCAACAAGCAACAACAAGGGGUUCGGCAUUCGGGAUUCGUCGAGCGACUUUGCAACGCCGUGGGACAUGGGCGCAGGGCACGUGAACCCGAUGGGGCUGCUGGAUGUAGGGCUGGUGUACGACGCCGAUGCACUCGACUUCAAGAACUUCCUUGCCGGGCAGAACCUGGCCAAGGCCAAGGCAGCGUUCAAGAGCAUGCCAGUGAAGGCCAUGAAGGCGUACAACCUCAACCGCGCCUCCAUCUCCGUGACGCGGUUUGUGGGGACCGUGGUGGUGAUGCGCGAGGUGACGAGCGUGGGCAACGCUACGAGCACGUACAAGGCGGACAUUGUGGUGCCGGAUGGGGUGCUGCUCACCGUGAAGCCCGCCAGCUUCAGCAUCGCGCCCAAUGAGACGGUGCCGUUCAAUGUGACCAUUGUGGCCAACCGCACGGGCAGCACGGCGUUCUCGUACGGCAGCCUCACGUGGCGCGACCAAUGGGGGCAUGCCGUGCGCUCCGUCAUCGUGGUGCAGCCUCUCAAGCUCAAGUGA